Messenger RNA from Fusarium venenatum, 1290 nucleotides. RefSeq lists its product as uncharacterized. The record is from RefSeq and is a predicted model, not a curated record. Lineage: Eukaryota; Fungi; Ascomycota; Sordariomycetes; Hypocreales; Nectriaceae.
AUGGCCACUUCUGGGCAACCUUCCUUUAAUGGAACAGAUACCGAGCCGUUUCCCAGUUUCGACAAUGCAUCACCUACCAAUGCCGACACCGAUUCAUCAAAUAUUCACAAUCGUCCAGCAGCAUCUUCAUCUCUAAGCGGUCGCCUGCGAAGAGCUUCGCAAAGCUUCGAAGUUUCCGGUCCUCCGGAAGGUUUUAUGGCUGCCACAGGAACCAUCGCAUCUUCAAUCUUUUCCCGACAAACAGUGACGCGCAGGACUUCAGAGCCCUCGAUACCGAUGCAAACAGGUCAAUCUUUCGGUAGUGCGUCUAGGCAGAAUACCUUUCCCACCGUCAACGAAGAGGCUCCCGAGAAAAAAGCAAGUGCAAGCAAAGCUUCUCCUAGACGAAACUUUACUGGGGAGCCAGCAGCUGCGGCUCCUUUCGACAAUGGGUAUCACUUCCCACCAAAACAUUCAUCUGGACAGUCUACAAAACUCGGCUUGAUUGCAUUCGGGCACUAUGUCAUAACACCUACAGGUUUCCUUGUCACUCUCUAUGGCCUGAACGUUGUAGCCUGGGGCGGCAUGCUCUUCUUAUUGCUCUGCAACGCUUCACCAGCAAUGUGUGUUCCAACUUGCAAUGAUAUCAACUCGCCCAGACGAAAAUGGAUAGAGUGGGAUUCUCAGAUCCUUAAUGCUCUCUUUUGUGUCACAGGCUUUGGACUCGCCCCUUGGCGCUUUCGCGAUUUAUAUUUCCUCCUUCAGUAUCGCGUCCAGAAGAAGGAAGUUGCCCUUCGACGCUUGGCAGGCAUCCAUCGAGGAUGGUUCCGUCUUCCAGGAUCUGAUCAGCUUGACCCUCAGAUAGGGCCCCAUAAUAUCUCCUCGUCGCCCGAUCUCAACUCGUCACUCGCCUGCCCGUUUCCCCCAGAGAAAAUCCCCGAUGCUCCCUUGACAGGAGUCCGAGCUCCACCAACUACCAUUACAAGAUUGGAUGCUGUCAUAUGGUUGAUGGUAUGGAACACCUUCCUGCAGUGCGUCCUGUCUGGGUUUAUGUGGGGGUUGAACCGUUACGAUCGUCCCAGUUGGUCCACAGGCCUCUUUGUCGCACUCGCUUGUAUCGUUGCCGCUAUCGGAGGAAUUGUUAUGUUUAUUGAGGGGAAGAAAGUAAAAGGCAUCGAAGGCGUUCCCAUCAGCCAAGAGGAUCAAAAGAUGCUACAGGAAGACCGAGAACGCGGUGUAUGGCACUACAACAACAUCAAGGACAAAGACUUGGCUGCCGAAGAGGCCAAGAAGAGAAAGGACAAGAAAUGA